AUGUUGGAUAUCAACGCAUUUAUAGAGGAAAAAGGAGGAGAUCCCGAAAAGAUCAGAGUCUCUCAGAAAAAGAGAGGCGCAUCAGUAGAACUAGUAGAUGAAAUCAUCAAGAUUUAUAAAGAGUGGGUCAAGAUUAGAUUUGAACUAGAUGAACAAAACAAGAAACUCAACGCCGUUCAAAAGGAAAUCGGCCAGAGAUUCAAAGCCAAGCAAGACGCUGCUGACUUGAUCAAGACCAAGGACCAGUUAACUCAGGAGAAAAAGGACAUUAUUGAACAAGAAGCUGCUAAAGACCAGGAAUUACGGGCCAAGGUCAACACUGUUGGAAAUAUUGUCCAUGAAAGCGUGGUUGACUCAAUGGAUGAAGCCAACAACGACUUGAUCAAAACCUGGGCUCCAAAGGGGUACGACACCCCUCAACAACUUGCUGCUGCCACCGGAGCACCAGCAUCAUUAUCACAUCACGAAGUCUUGUUGCGUUUAGAUGGAUACGACCCCGAGAGAGGAGUAAGAAUCGUGGGCCACCGAGGCUAUUUCUUGAGGAACUAUGGUGUGUUUUUGAACCAGGCCUUGAUCAAUUACGGUCUUUCGUUUUUGGCUGGUAAAGGCUAUGUUCCAUUGCAAGCACCCGUGAUGAUGAACAAGGAAGUCAUGGCUAAAACGGCACAAUUGUCGCAAUUUGACGAGGAGUUGUACAAAGUCAUUGACGGCGAGGAUGAGAAAUACCUUAUAGCGACAUCUGAACAACCAAUUAGUGCCUACCACGCGGGAGAAUGGUUUGAAAGCCCUCAAGAACAGUUGCCCAUUAGAUAUGCUGGUUAUUCUUCAUGUUUCAGAAGAGAAGCUGGCUCACACGGGAAAGACGCUUGGGGUAUUUUCAGAGUUCACGCUUUUGAGAAAAUAGAACAGUUUGUGUUGACGGAACCAGACAAGUCAUGGCAAGAGUUUGAUAGAAUGAUUGGCGCUUCAGAAGAGUUUUACCAAUCGUUGGGUUUACCAUACCGCGUCGUUGGUAUAGUUUCCGGUGAGUUGAAUAAUGCUGCAGCCAAGAAGUUCGACUUGGAAGCUUGGUUCCCCUUCCAACAAGAAUAUAAGGAAUUGGUUUCAUGUUCCAAUUGUACCGAUUACCAAUCGAGAAACUUGGAAAUUAGAUGUGGUAUUAAGCAACAAAACCAAACGGAAAAGAAAUACGUCCACUGUCUCAACUCAACCUUGAGUGCCACCGAGAGAACCAUUUGUUGUAUUUUGGAAAACUACCAAAAGGAAGAUGGGUUGGUGGUUCCAGAGGUGUUGAGGAAAUACAUCCCAGGAGAGCCAGAAUUCAUUCCAUUCAUCAAGGACUUGCCAAAGAACUCAACUUCUCAAAAGAAAGCUAAAGCAAAGAACUAA
This is a messenger RNA of Lodderomyces beijingensis, 1389 nucleotides long. NCBI's taxonomy places the organism in Eukaryota, Fungi, Ascomycota, Pichiomycetes, Serinales, Debaryomycetaceae. The record is from the annotation of a GenBank genome assembly.